UGUGAUUUACUCACGACUGGACACUGUGUAGUGCUGAUAUACUUUUGUCAGCGACGGGUUGAUGAUGACUACUCGAAUUUAGUCAGAAGUCAUGAUCUGGUGGCCGCCGAGGCAUGUACUGACAGCGUUGGCCCCUCAAGCUUCUACCUACACGAACUGUCCACGUUUCCUCUUGUUUUGUUCCACAAGACUGGCGUU
This is a messenger RNA of Opisthorchis viverrini, 198 nucleotides long. RefSeq lists its product as hypothetical. The transcript has a single exon. The record is from RefSeq and is a predicted model, not a curated record. The annotation marks the transcript as partial. NCBI's taxonomy places the organism in Eukaryota, Metazoa, Platyhelminthes, Trematoda, Opisthorchiida, Opisthorchiidae.